AUGGGUUCCAUCGGUGCCUCGCUUGACCUCUUCUCAGGCUUCUACAACACCAUCAACGGCAAAUUGACCACGACUGAAAAGACCAGACAUGGCAUCAACCCGGCGAAUGGCAAGCCUAACCCAGAAGUGCCGGUCUCGACGCCAAAGGAUGUCGACGACGCUGUAGCAGCCGCGAAAGAGGCCUUCAAGUCGUGGUCCAAGACUUCGAAUGAGGAACGGAAGAAGGCCGUGCUCGCUUUCGCCGACGCGCUGGAGAGGUAUGAGAGUGACUUUGGCAAGCUGCUCACGCAAGAGCAAGGAAAGCCCCUCCAAUUCGCCGUGGGCGAGAUCAAGGCUGGUGUGCAUUGGUUGCGCUCUUUGUCCAAGCUGGAACUCAAGGAGGAGACCAUUGAAGAAGACGAAGAGAAGCGGGUCGUCGUCCGCCACACACCGCUCGGCGUCACCGUCGGUAUUGUACCAUGGAAUUUCCCCGUCCAGCUGGCCGUGGGAAAGAUUGCGCCUUCGGUCCUGACGGGAAACCCGAUCAUCAUCAAGCCAUCUCCAUUCACUCCCUACUGUGACCUGAAGCUAGGCGAACUCGCCCAACAAUACUUUCCGCCUGGCGUUGUCCAAGUCCUCAGUGGCGACGACAACCUCGGGCCUUGGCUCACCGCCCACCCUGGCCCAGACAAGAUCAGCUUCACGGGAUCGACCGUCACCGGUAAGAAGGUGAUGGAGAGCGCCGCAAAGACCUUGAAGAGAGUUACUCUGGAAUUGGGUGGUAAAGAUCCUGCCAUUAUCACCAAGAACAUCAACAUCGACGCGGUUGCCCAGAAGAUUGGGGCCCUUGCGUUCGCCAACUCUGGCCAGGUGUGCUUGGCCAUCAAGCGCAUCUAUGUCCACGAGUCGAUUCACGACAAGUUCCGAGACGCAAUCGUCGCCUUCACCAAGACACUCAAGGUUGGUGAUGGGACAGAGGAGGGGGUUACCCACGGGCCCCUCCAGAACUCGAUGCAGUAUGAGAAGGUCAAGACAUUCUUCUCCGACAUUGAGAAGGAGAAGUGGACCGUGGCUGUUGGAGGCAAGAACGAAGACAAGCCUGGAUACUUCAUCACCCCGACCAUCAUCGACAAGCCGGCAGAUGACUCCCGAAUCGCCACCGAGGAGCCGUUUGGCCCCAUUGUUCCUCUCCUGACCUGGUCCGACGAGGACGAUGUGAUUGCUCGAGCAAACAACACCAAGCUGGGUCUUGGUGCGUCGGUGUGGUCUGAUGACCUGGAUGAAGCCACUCGGAUUGCACGACAACUGGACGCUGGCAGUGUCUGGGUCAAUACUCAUUUGGAGCUGGACCCUAACGCUCCGUUCGGCGGUCACAAGGAGAGCGGCAUUGGCUAUGAAUGGGGGAUCGGUGGUCUCAAGGCCUUCACCAAUAUCCAGACGCUGUAUCUGAAGAAGAAGACGUCCGCAUGA
This is a messenger RNA of Capronia epimyces CBS 606.96, 1449 nucleotides long. Its product is annotated as aldehyde dehydrogenase (NAD+). NCBI's taxonomy places the organism in Eukaryota, Fungi, Ascomycota, Eurotiomycetes, Chaetothyriales, Herpotrichiellaceae. The transcript is spliced from 4 exons. The coding region runs from base 1 to 1449 and encodes 482 amino acids. Gene Ontology annotation, molecular function: aldehyde dehydrogenase (NAD+) activity. The record is from RefSeq and is a predicted model, not a curated record.